Messenger RNA from Gigantopelta aegis, 732 nucleotides. Its product is annotated as phosphomannomutase-like. Gene Ontology annotation, molecular function: phosphomannomutase activity. Lineage: Eukaryota; Metazoa; Mollusca; Gastropoda; Neomphalida; Peltospiridae. Gene Ontology annotation, cellular component: cytosol. The record is from RefSeq and is a predicted model, not a curated record. Gene Ontology annotation, biological process: GDP-mannose biosynthetic process; mannose metabolic process; protein N-linked glycosylation.
AUGUGCUUGUUUGAUAUUGAUGGAACACUGACUCCUUCAAGACAGGUGAUCACACCAGAAAUGAAGAGUUUUCUACUUGAGUUAAAGAAGAAAGUUGUCAUUGGUAUAGUUGGUGGAUCAGAUAAAGGAAAACAAGAGGAACAAAUGGGAGGAGAUGUGACUGGUAUGUAUGACUAUGUAUUCUCAGAAAAUGGUCUAGUAGCUUAUAAAGAUGGCAAACUAAUUGGAAAACAAAGUUUUAUAAAAGAUUGGAUGGGUGAAGAAAAAAUUAAACUGUUUGAUAAUUUUUGUUUACGAUAUUUAGCUGAUUUAGAUAUUCCUAAAAAGAGAGGUACAUUUAUAGAGUUUCGAGAUGGUCUUAUUAAUGUCUGUCCUAUUGGACGUAAUUGUACUCAGGAAGAAAGAAUGGAAUUCUUUGAAUAUGACAAAGAACACAAAGUCAGAGAAAAGUUUGUAGAAGCUUUAAGGAAGGAGUUUUCCGACAUGGGACUCCAGUAUUCUAUUGGUGGUCAGAUUAGCUUUGAUGUCUUUCCCAAGGGCUGGGACAAAACGUUCUGUCUAGGAUUGAUUGAUAAUAUUUCUCAAUUUAAAGCAGUCCAUUUCUUUGGAGAUAAAACUUAUCCAGUAAGGGGCAAUGAUUAUGAAAUCUUCAUGGACCCACGUACUAUUGGACACACUGUUACAAGUCCUGAUGACACUAUUAAACAACUCAGGGAAUUGUUUAAUAUGUGA